This is a messenger RNA of Limulus polyphemus (Atlantic horseshoe crab), 465 nucleotides long. RefSeq names its product tachykinins-like. Bases 1 to 465 code for a protein of 154 amino acids. Lineage: Eukaryota; Metazoa; Arthropoda; Merostomata; Xiphosura; Limulidae. The transcript has 2 exons. The record is from RefSeq and is a predicted model, not a curated record.
AUGGAAGACGGCCAGGGUAAAAGAGAAGAUUUUGAUGAAAAAAGAGCGAGCCCAUUUUUCGGUUUAAGGGGGAAAAGAGAUUUCGAAGAGAAAAGAGCGAGCCCAUUUUUCGGUUUAAGAGGAAAAAAAGAUUUCGAAGAGAAAAGAGAUAGCCCCUUCUUUGGUCUCAGAGGAAGAAGAGAAGAUAUUGAUGAUAAAAGGGAUAGCCCCUUUUUUGGUCUUAGAGGAAAGAAAUUUAUUAAUGAUUAUACAGAAGGAAAACGGGCUUUCCAUGCACUGCGAGGGAAGAAGGACGAGUCAUAUAUUGACAAUUACAUAGAUGAUCUUAGAAAAGCUUAUGAGGAACGAUCCACCGAGUCAAGGCCGCCAUUUUCUGAAGAAGAAGAAGAGAAGCGCGCAGAACCCUUUUAUGGCCUCCGUGGCAAACGAUCUUUGGAAAGCAAAGAGAGUGUAGAAUUGAAUUAG